Messenger RNA from Aspergillus sclerotioniger CBS 115572, 1679 nucleotides. Its product is annotated as putative amino acid permease. Gene Ontology annotation, molecular function: amino acid transmembrane transporter activity. NCBI's taxonomy places the organism in Eukaryota, Fungi, Ascomycota, Eurotiomycetes, Eurotiales, Aspergillaceae. Gene Ontology annotation, biological process: amino acid transmembrane transport. The record is from RefSeq and is a predicted model, not a curated record. Gene Ontology annotation, cellular component: membrane. The transcript is spliced from 3 exons. The coding region runs from base 89 to 1666 and encodes 525 amino acids.
CGCUGAAACAACACCUAGCAAAAUGUCUACGGCCAACGAAUUCUCCAACGACAAGAUGGACCAAGAUAAAUAGUCUGCGUCCCAUGAGAUGGAGGCAUCGCUUGGCUUAGAUGAGGAUAAUGGGGAGUUUGAAGAGGUCAAGGCCGUGCGGCAGGGCCUUCAUCAGCGACAUAUCCAGAUGAUUGCCCUGGCUGGUACCAUUGGGACGGGUCUCUUCCUCAGUUCGGGUCAAGCAAUUGCUCGCUCCGGGCCCUUGGGUGCCUUCCUAGGCUACCUUAUCAUGGGUUGUGUGGCCGGCUUCGUCACCCUUGUCGUGGGUGAGAUGGGGGUCCUCAUUCCUCUGAACGGGGGCAUUGUCCGCUACGCUGAAUUCUUUGUGGAUCCGGCGUUGGCGUUUGCUAAUGGUUACAACCUGGUUUAUUCGUACCUGGUGUCUAUUCCCGCCGAGCUUGUGGCCGCGGCUGUGCUGGUGCAAUUCUGGUCGGACCUGAACAGUGCGAUCUGGAUCACGAUAUUUGGCCUGGUCAUGUUUUGCACGGCCCUGGUCUUUGUUCGCGUUUACGGAGAGCUCGAGUUCUUCUUCUCCACGCUAAAGAUCUUGCUGGUUAUUGGAGUCAACAUUAUGGUGCUUGUCAUUACCUGUGGCGGUGGUCCUACGCAUGAAUCUAUCGGCUUCCAAUAUUGGCGCAACCCCGGUCCUUUCGUUCAGUACCUUGACAUAGGUGGUUCUCUUGGCCGGUUCCUCGGUGUCUGGACAGCCUUGAACAACGCCCUUUACUCUUAUUCUGGAAUUGAAACAAUCACUGUCGCAGCUGGAGAGACCAGGUCGCCUAGACAGGCCAUUCCGCAGGCUACCAAGCGAAUCUUCAUUCGUAUCUUGCUCUUCUAUGUCAUCUCGAUCUUCAUGAUCGGUCUCGUGGUCCCGUCCAAUGAUCCCGACCUUGACAAGUCCGGCGGCACAGCAUCUGCAUCACCGUUUGUGAUCGCAGCCACUCGAGCAGGAAUCAAGGUAGUCCCGUCCAUCAUCAAUGCCGUCGUCAUCACAUCAGCCUGGUCGUCAGGCAACUCCAACAUGCUAGGCGGGUCAAGGAUUUUGGUCGGGCUGGCCAAGAACGGUCGCGCUGCCAAGUUCUUCACUCGCCUCAACCGCUUCUCGGUACCAUGGGUCGCGAUCUCACUCUAUGGUCUUUUCAUGGCCAUGGGAUACAUGUCACUAUCGUCGAGUGCCAACACGGUGUUCAACUGGUUGCAAGAUCUGGUCUCCAUUACCACUUUGACAAACUGGCUCACCAUUCUGGUGACGUACCUUCGCUUCUACUACGGCUGCAAGAAGCAAGGAAUCUCGCGAAAGACUCUACCAUGGGUGGCGCCACUUCAGCCAUACAUCAGUUGGGUCUCGCUCUUCCUGCUCAGCCUUCUCCUUAUAACGGGCGGCUACUCGACCUUCAUCCGGGGAUACUGGGACAAUGAAACCUUUGUCUCGUCGUAUAUCAACAUUCCUCUUUUCUUGAUACUGUACUUUGGAUACAAGGUAGUCUAUAAGACUAGCAUUGUUCCUUUGGAAGAUAUUCCAAUCCAGCCGUUCAUUGAUAUUGCCAAUCGCAAUCCCGAGCCGCUACCAAAGCCUAAAAAGGGGCUUCGAAAGCUCAAUAUCUUGUGGGGUUGAGGCAAAUUCCGAC